AUGUCACCAACUGAAUUUCUGGACCCCAGAAAAUGUCGGCCAAAAACCAUUGUUGUUACUUCGGAUGGAGCAAAAACAACAGCGCAAUGUUAUCAUAAAUCUCUGGGUUCACAAGAAAUACAACCACUGCUUUCACCAUUCGAAUCCCCAUCGGAAGCAAGUCCAUCAAAAACUCCACCACAUCGGCAAUCAUCACCACAAAUAAUUUUACAGCAAACCCUUUCCUACAAAUACAGAAAUUCACGACGUUCCACUGGGCAAUUCAGUGUUCCGGGACGUGAAUAUUCCAAUCUAAGCUCAUUUUCGUCUGUCUAUUACAAUAAUUUUCGGCGUUAUAGUGCUGAAAGUUUUCGUCGUAGUGGUUACUACUCACCUAUCAAUUUAUCUAAUCGUACACUGUAUUGUGCUAAAUGCUAUAGGAGUCUACUUAUUGAUAUUGAAAGUAAUAUUUUUUAA
Messenger RNA from Enterobius vermicularis (human pinworm), 456 nucleotides. The record is from the annotation of a GenBank genome assembly. NCBI's taxonomy places the organism in Eukaryota, Metazoa, Nematoda, Chromadorea, Rhabditida, Oxyuridae.